AUGGCUUCCUCGUCGGAACCCCACCACUACGACCACCACCAUGUCAACCACAUCUCGCGCAUCAUUCAAUCCACUGCUUCCAAUCUUUCCUCUCUCCUCACCCCCAAAACGACGCCGUCAGCAACACCUCCGGUCAAUUCACCCUCAAAGAUUUGCGCUCCACUACUCUUCGCUGACUCUUCAGCAGCCGCAAUUGAGUCGAUUCAGUCUCUGUCGUUUUCUUCAAAGCCAUCUUCUUUUUCAUCGUCGUCGUCAGCAAUGAAAGGCAUGCCGUCAGAGUCCGGUUCGGCGUUUCCUUCUACAGUGAGGAUUUCUGGUCUGAAUUCGCCAGGGAAAUCCAGUGGGCCGGCCUUUGUGGGCCAGGUUUUCAGUAUGUGUGACCUUUCUGGGACUGGUCUCAUGGCUGUCUCCACUCACUUCGACAUUCCCUUCAUCUCCAAAAGAACACCAGACUGGCUUAAGAAGAUGUUUUCAGCAGUUAUUAAGAGUGAGAGGAAUGGCCCUGUUUUCCGCUUUUUCAUGGAUCUGGGUGAUGCAGUUUCUUAUGUUAAGCGGCUGAAUAUUCCAAGUGGUGUAGUUGGUGCUUGUCGUCUUGAUUUAGCAUAUGAGCAUUUCAAGGAAAAGCCUCAGUUAUUCCAAUUCGUUCCAAAUGAGAAACAGGUCAAGGAAGCCAACAAACUUCUUAGGACAAUGCCACAGCAUGACCUAAUGAAAAGGGUUGACGGCGUUCCUGUUUUCUCUGCUCAAAACUUAGAUAUCGCGAUAGCAACAACAGAUGGUGUCAAGUGGUAUACACCAUACUUCUUUAAUAAAAACAUGUUAGACAACAUUCUUGAGGAAUCAGUUGAUCAGCAUUUCCAAUCAUUGAUUCAAACACGGCACUUGCAGCGCCGACGGGAUGUUAUUGAUGACAACCUGGCAGCAGAAGUAGUUGAAGAGCUUGGAGACAGCAUUUGGGAGCCUCCAGAGGUUCAGGAAGUGAUGGAUGAAAUGGGCCAUCCUGGAAUACCAUUGAGUGUCAUAUCUAAGGCUGCUGAAAUUCAGCUUCUCUAUGCUGUUGACAGAGUAAUCCUUGGGAACAGAUGGUUGCGAAAAGCCACUGGAAUUCAACCCAGCUUUCCUUAUAUGGUUGACUCAUUCGAGAAAAGGAGUGCGGCUUCUUUCUUGAGAGCGUGCGAGUCAUCCAGCUAUGUUUCCAACUCAGAAUCAGAAGAUAAUAAUCUACUGCAGCACCUUGGCCCUUCAAAAAUUGAAUCAAAGGACAAUGUUCAAGCUGAUCAAGGACGGAAGCUGGAUUUUCAAUUUCCAUUUGGGGAUUGGUUAACUGUUCCAUGGUCAAAACAUCAGCAAAAGCACCAGAGCCAAUCGGAUAAAAGAAUGGUAGAUACUACAAGGGAAUACAGAAGAGAAGAAUUACAGCCAAAUCCUUUUCUGCCUAAGAUUACUAUGGUUGGUAUUUCAACUGGGGAGGCAGGGCAGAUGAGCAAAGCCAGUUUGAAAAAGACAAUGGAUGAUCUAACAAGAGAAUUGGAACGGGCAGAUCAGGGAAAUGUGGCUGGCACCAGUGGUAAUGACUUCAGACUUGAAGAUAGGGAUCCACUCUUUGUGGCAAAUGUGGGGGACUACUAUUCUAGUGUGGCAAGAACGGGUUCGACUGGCUGGUUUCGUGGAGGAGACAGCUAA
Ilex paraguariensis (yerba mate) is the source of this 1683-nucleotide messenger RNA. Lineage: Eukaryota; Viridiplantae; Streptophyta; Magnoliopsida; Aquifoliales; Aquifoliaceae. The record is from the annotation of a GenBank genome assembly.